CAGUGCCCUUUCAUAGUUUCCACAGCAGAGCAGAGAUGGGCUCCUGGAUUUUCCUUGUGGCCCUUCUCUUUCAUUUAAGUACUGCAGAAACUCCAAAGCCGCAGUACAUCCUGGUAGUUCCGGCAGUAGUGCAGAGCGGCUCCUCAAAUGUGGCCUGCCUGGAACUCCAGAACCUCAAUGAGACAGUCUCUGUGAAUGUUACACAGCAGUACAACACUGAACAAUAUCUUCUGUGGAGUGAGUCUGUGACCAGGAAAAACUCCUUUCAGUGCAUCAGUUUCACGGUUCCUCCAGCUUUGCCUAACCCACUAGCUUUCAUAGUUAUUUCUGUCAAAGGCUCCUUCAUCAGCUUCUAUGAAAGGAGGUCUGUGGCUGUUCGGAACGUAACUACAGCAGUCUUUGUCCAGACAGAUAAACCUGUCUACAAACCUGGCCAGAAUGUGAUGUUUAGAGUUGUUACUUUGGAUACCAAUUUCAAGCCAGUUAAUGAAAUGUAUCCAUUGAUCUACAUCCAGGAUCCUCAAGGAAAUCGGAUUGCUCAGUGGCUGAAUCAAAGGCCUUCCUUUGGCAUCCUCCAACUGGAGCUCCAAAUGGUCCCAGAUACAAAUCUCGGAAGCUACCAGAUCGUUGUUGAGAGUACAUCAAGCGAGGAAAUACCAAGCAGGAAGAUCUAUCAGUGGUUCAGUAUAGAGGAAUAUGAGUUGCCAAGGUUUGAGGUGAACAUCAAAGCACCAGAGAGACUCUCUGCGUUCGAUGAAGAAUUCAAAGUAGACAUUUGCGCUCGGUAUACCUAUGGCCAGCCUGUCCAGGGGAGAGUCCAGCUCAGAGUGUGCAGACAACGCUAUUACCAUCCAAGAUGCAAUCGAGAUUCCAAUGGGAUUUGUGAAGCUAUUAGUGCAGAGCUCGGCAAAGAUGGCUGCAUUUCCAAAAUGAUUAGCACUAAAGCAUUCCGCCUUUAUGCAAAUCUGGAUACAGAACGUUUUUUCUUUUUGUCACUCCAAGUGGAAGGAGUCGUCACAGAGAAUGGAACAGGCAUCCAGAUAUCAUCCUCUAGCUACAUCUCUGUCUACCAAACAAGGAAAAGCAUAACAUUUGAGGACGUAGAGCGAUACUAUAAAAGAGGGCUUCCUUUAACUGGAAAGGUCAUGCUGAGAGAUGAGGAUGGUUUGCCCCUGGCAAAUGGACUCGUCUUCCUAGAGUUCAAUGGGAAGACUGUUGCUAACUUCACCACAGGCAAGGAUGGCAGUGCUCCGUUUUCAAUUGACACUUCUGACCUCUUUGAAGCUCGUUAUAAACUGAGAGCUUUCUAUCAACCAGAUCAGUGCACUGACUAUGGCUGGCUAGAAACAUACCAACCAGAAAGCGUUUACUACAUCCAGCGCUUUUUCUCCCGGACGGACAGCUUUGUGAAGAUAGAACCAGUUUUGGAGGAACUGCCAUGUGGUCAAGAAAAGCCAAUCACUGUGCACUACAUCCUGAAUAAAUACCAGUAUCAGGAUACGGAGCCAAACGACAUUAUCUUCAGUUAUAUUCUGAUGGCCAAAGGUAAAAUUGUUGACAGUGGUAAACAGCAAGUCAGCAUUAGGGCUGGACAAUACAGCACCACCUCGAUCCCACUGAAGAUUGAUCAAAAGCUGGCCCCAAGGGCAAGGCUGCUGGUCUACUCCCUUCAGCCGCACGGUGAGGUGGUUGCGGAUAGCAUCUCUUUCCAGGUCGAAAAGUGUUUCAGAAACAAGGUCAAGCUGCAGUUCUCUGAGCAGCAAGUGCUGCCAGCCUCCAAGGUGGGCCUUUACCUCCAGGCUUCCACCAAUUCCUUCUGUGCCUUGCGGGCGGUGGAUAAGAGUGUCCUGCUUCUGAGACCUGGAGAUAAUCUGUCACCCGAACAAGUGUACAACCAAAUGCCUUAUCUAGAUCUUUAUGGUUAUUACUAUGGUGGGCUGGACCUCGAAGAUGAUCCUAAAGAGCCGUGCAUUGAGCUGCAAAACACAUUUUUUAAUGGCCUGUACUAUAUUCCCGUGAAUGUUAGUAAUGAUGGGAGUGUCUAUGAUAUUUUCCAGAACAUGGGACUCAAGGUUUACACCAACUCUACGCUGCGAAAGCCCGUUGUGUGCCAAGGUGACUUUGAGUGCAAGAAACUUUCCACUGAUGAUCCUGAUGGUGGAGUUGGUGCUGGUGGUGCUAUCGCAGAAAAGGGGAUUGCUUAUGGUGCUUCUGCUGACCAUCUGAUAGAAACUGUGAGAACAUACUUUCCUGAAACCUGGAUUUGGGAUCAAGUUCCAGUCAACGGGAGCGCCACCCUCUCCUACACGGCACCUGACACCAUCACAGAGUGGCAAGCCAGCAUGUUCUGUGUGGAAAGCAGCACUGGGUUUGGCAUGUCUGCACCUGCCACUCUGAAGGUUUUCCAGCCGUUCUUUAUUGAAGUGACCUUACCCUACUCUGCUAUCCGAGGGGAAACAUUCCUCCUUAAAGCCAAUGUCUUCAAUUACCUGGACUCCCCCAUUGAGAUAACUGUUACACUGCACGAGUCUGAAGAUUUCAAAGCAGAACAUCUGUCACAGAACCAUAUCUCAAGGAUAAGUGCAAAUGAAUCAAAAUCCUAUACCUGGACAAUUAGUCCUCAAAGGCUGGGUACAGUGAAUUUCACUGUUACCGCUGAAGCCAAAGCCGGGGACCAAAUGGUGGGACGAAGGGACACAGUGACCCUGCCGCUUUUGGUUGAGCCAGAAGGCAUCAAAAAAGAGGUCACCCAGAGCGCUCUCAUCUGUACCAAAGUAGGCACGCCAGUCUCUGAAUCAGUUGCAUUGAACUUGCCUGAAAACCUGGUGAAAGGAUCAGCCAGAGCCUCUAUUUCUGUCCUUGGUGACAUUUUGGGCACAGCCUUAAGGAAUGUUGAGAAUCUUGUCCAGAUGCCCUAUGGCUGUGGAGAGCAGAAUAUUGCCAUGUUCUUGUCCAACUUCAUCGUUUUGAACUACCUGAACAGCACAAAGCAGCUGACGGAAGAGAAAAGGUCCAGGAUUGUUGGGCAUUUAAGCGGUGGAUACCAAAGGCAGCUCCUGUACAAACUCCAUGAUGGAUCGUUCAGCACAUUUGGCAGCAGGAACGCAGAAGGAAGCCUUUGGCUUACUGCCCUUGUCUACAAAACCUUUGCUCAGAGCACACCCUUCGUAUAUAUAGAUGACAAUGUCCUCAAUCAAGCACUUAUCUGGAUUGCAAGCAAACAGGAGGCCAAUGGCUGUUUCAAACCAGAAGGGAAAAUCUACAACAACGCCUUACAGGAUGGAGCAGAUUAUACCAUUCUCUUCACGGCUUAUGUCACUGCUUCUCUACUGGAAAGUGGACUUCCCAACUCGUAUCCUGUGGUGAGGAAUGGUCUCUCCUGCUUGGAUGCUGCUUCCAACAGGGAUAUGGAAAACACUUACGAAAAUGCUCUCUUGGCCUACAUGUAUGGUUUAGCUGGUGAAAUGGAAAAACAGAAAUCUAUCUUGAAUGCCUUGAUGAAAUCUGCCACCAAAACUGGAGGUCUGGUGCACUGGGAAAGGAAGAAGAGGCCUCCAGCAGAGAACGUCCCAUCUUUCUAUUCUCGUGCCCCGUCUGCUGAGAUUGAGAUUACAGGCUAUAUAUUGUUGGCUUUCCUUGGUCAAGAAAACCUAACCCAGGAGGACCUGACACUGGCCUCACAAAUCGCGCAGUGGAUUGUCAGGCAGCAGAAUCCCAGUGGAGGCUUCUCCUCCACCCAGGACACUCCUGUGGCUCUCCAAGCUUUAGCUCGGUAUGGGGCCCUCACCUUCACAAAAGACGCUCAAAGCACGGUAGAGAUCAGUGUCGGGGGAUUUUUUCAGGAGCUUUUCCAAGUAGACAGAAGCAACAGCGUUCUGCUGCAACAAGUUGCCUUGCCCAACCUCCCAGGGAUCUACAUUGUGGGAGUGAAUGGCUCCGGAUGUGUCUACACACAGACAACCCUGAGGUACAACAUCAUCCUGCCUGAACAGGCCUCCGGGUUUGCUCUGACUGUGCAGACAAGAAAUGCUUCCUGUACAGGUGACUUCCUGCCCAGAUUUGAGGUUGUGCUGACAGCCAGUUACACUGGAGAGCGCAACACAUCCAAUAUGGCCAUCAUUGAUGUGAAGAUGCUGUCUGGUUGGGUUCCCAUCCCAUCAUCCCUAAAGCAGCUCCGGGACCAGGUAAUGCGUGUGGAAACCAGGAAUGACCAUGUCUUCUUCUAUCUCCUAGAUGUAUCAUCAAAACCAGUUACUUUUGCAUUAACUUUAGAACAAGCCCAUCCUGUGACCAAUAGCAAGCCAGCUGAAGUUAAGAUCUAUGAUUACUAUGAAACAGAUGUGUUUGCCUGGGUAGAAUAUAACACACCGUGCCAGCAAACUUCAGGUUGAAACCCAGAAAAAGAACGCAGGAAGAUCUGAAUCUGUGUCCCCAAGUCUGAUGUGGAAGAGAAAAUCACCAUUCAAGCAAUUGCCCUAAAAUGUUACAGGACGCUGUUUAUGUUUUGGCUCUAGCAGAUUUAUUUUCCAGUUCCUGAUCAACAGUUUAAAUGUCUCAUUUACAAAAUAAACAUAAUCUGAUUGCUGCA
Molecule: messenger RNA, 4588 nt
Organism: Elgaria multicarinata webbii
Lineage: Eukaryota; Metazoa; Chordata; Lepidosauria; Squamata; Anguidae
Product: ovostatin-like
Exons: 36
Coding region: 36-4391 (1451 amino acids)
Cellular component (GO): extracellular region
Molecular function (GO): endopeptidase inhibitor activity
Source: RefSeq, a predicted model, not a curated record